This is a messenger RNA of Panicum virgatum (switchgrass), 1930 nucleotides long. RefSeq names its product cationic amino acid transporter 1-like. The coding region runs from base 58 to 1824 and encodes 588 amino acids. The record is from RefSeq and is a predicted model, not a curated record. Gene Ontology annotation, biological process: transmembrane transport; amino acid transport. Lineage: Eukaryota; Viridiplantae; Streptophyta; Magnoliopsida; Poales; Poaceae. The transcript has 2 exons. Gene Ontology annotation, molecular function: L-glutamate transmembrane transporter activity; L-lysine transmembrane transporter activity. Gene Ontology annotation, cellular component: plasma membrane.
CUCUCCUCCGAUCGAUCGAUCAACCUAACCCCCCGGGCCAGGCCAGGCCAGGUCACAAUGGCGGCGGCGGGCGGCGGCGGCGGGGGGCUGUUCCCGGAGGAGUCGUUCCGGAGCUGGUCGGCGUACGGGCGCGCGCUGCUGGAGACGGGGCCCCGGCUGCGGGACCGCGCCACGGCGCGGUCGCUGGACUCGGCGGAGGUGAACGAGGUGCGCGGCCGGAGCGGCGCCGACAUGAAGCGCACGCUCACGUGGUGGGACCUCAUCUGGUUCGGCAUCGGCGCCGUCAUCGGAGCGGGGAUCUUCGUGCUCACCGGGCAGGAGGCCAAGGAGGCCGCCGGCCCCGCCGUCGUCGUCUCCUACGCCGUCUCCGGCGUCUCCGCCAUGCUCUCCGUCUUCUGCUACACCGAGUUCGCCGUCGAGAUCCCCGUCGCAGGCGGGUCGUUCGCGUACCUCCGCGUGGAGCUGGGCGACUUCAUGGCGUUCAUCGCGGCGGGCAACAUCCUCCUCGAGUACUGCAUCGGCGGCGCGGCGGUGGCGCGGUCGUGGACGUCCUACUUCGCGACGCUGCUGGACCACCACCCCAACGACUUCCGCGUCCACGCGCCCGCCCUCUCGGAGGACUACUCGCGCCUCGACCCCAUCGCCGUCGCCGUGGUCCUGCUCAUCUGCCUCUUCGCCGUGCUGAGCACCAAGGGCUCCUCCCGCUUCAACUACGUGCUCUCCAUCGUGCACCUCGCCGUCAUCGCCUUCAUCGUCGUGGCGGGGCUGACGCGCGCCAAGGCCGCCAACCUCACCGCCCACUUCGCGCCCUUCGGCGCGCGUGGCAUCUUCGCGGCCUCCGCCGUGCUCUUCUUCGCCUACAUCGGCUUCGACGCCGUCAGCACCAUGGCGGAGGAGACGCGGAACCCCGCCCGGGACAUCCCCAUCGGGCUCGUCGGCGCCAUGACGCUCACCACCGCCGUCUACUGCGUGCUCGCCCUCGUGCUCUGCCUGAUGCAGCCCUACUCGGAGAUCGACCCCGACGCGCCCUUCAGCGUCGCCUUCACCGCCGCCGGCAUGGACUGGGCCAAGUACAUCGUCGCCUUCGGCGCGCUCAAGGGCAUGACCACCGUGCUCCUCGUCAGCGCCGUCGGCCAGGCCAGGUACCUGACCCACAUCGCGCGGACGCACAUGGUGCCGCCGGGCCUCGCGCAGGUGCACCCCAGGCUCGGCACCCCCGUCAACGCCACCGUCGCCAUGGCGGUCGCCACCGCCGUCAUCGCCCUCUUCACCGACCUCGGCAUCCUCUCCAACCUGCUCUCCAUCUCCACGCUCUUCAUCUUCAUGCUCGUCGCCGUGGCCCUCCUGGUCCGCCGCUACUACGGGGCCGGCGAGACGUCCGCCGCCGACCGGAACAAGUUCGCGGCGUGCCUGGCCGUCAUCAUGGCGUCGUCGGUGGCCACCUCGGCGUACUGGGGCAUGACGAGCGCGGGCGGCGGCGGGUGGGUCCCGUACGCGGCGACGGUCGCCGCGUGGCUCGCCGCGACGCUGUUCCUGCAGUGCGGCGUGCCCAAGGCGCGCGCGCCCAAGACGUGGGGGGUGCCGCUGGUGCCGUGGCUGCCGGCGGCGUCCAUCUUCAUCAACAUCUUCCUGCUCGGGUCCAUCGACGCCGCGUCGUUCGUGCGGUUCGGGGUCUGGACGGCGGCGCUGCUCGCCUACUACUUCCUCUUCGGGCUGCACGCGUCCUACGACACGGCCAAGGCGCUCGCCGCCGAGGCCGACGCCGCCCGGGUGGAGGAAGGCGCGCGCAAGGCCGGCGCCGCCGCCGCCGGCACCUGUCGUUAGCUACUGUACGAGUGAGCUGAAUGGGGGCGUGGUGGCAUUGGAUGAAUUUGUCUCUCAUUUUUUUGGUUACGUUAUUAUGAGUAAUCGUGCCGUGUACAAAAGAAAU